Messenger RNA from Exophiala dermatitidis NIH/UT8656, 2781 nucleotides. RefSeq lists its product as uncharacterized. Gene Ontology annotation, molecular function: zinc ion binding; DNA binding. Gene Ontology annotation, biological process: DNA-templated transcription. The coding region runs from base 1 to 2781 and encodes 926 amino acids. NCBI's taxonomy places the organism in Eukaryota, Fungi, Ascomycota, Eurotiomycetes, Chaetothyriales, Herpotrichiellaceae. The record is from RefSeq and is a predicted model, not a curated record. The transcript has a single exon.
AUGACACCGCAUUCCAGCAAUCAAUCUCCCAGUGUAGGCCAGCCCACGCCUCCAGCUGGAUCUUCCACCACCAACGCCGCCACCACAACAACGGCCAUCGACUCAGACAGUGACAACUCUCCCGAAGAACGUCCAACGCAUACUUCCGAAAUCGGUACGCUUAAGAAGCUCGCCAACCAAGGCACAGCCUGGCUGGGCAGUUCCUCUGGUGUUUACUUUGUCAACACCGUCCGCCGAGCCUUCUCCGCCGCGUUUGCAUCUUCUCACCUCGACGGUCCAAAUGCGGUGCCGGCCAGUGAAGACAUUCUCACUGGCGAGGACGCCGAGGGACGUUCGUAUAAUGGUCCCAUCCACGAUGGACCAAGCACAACUGACCAGUUCCCCCAACUCCUGGCGUCCGCGCUCGGGAAACCGCCCCCGAAGAAGAUCGCCAUGGAACUGGUCAUGUCGUUCUUCACAGCCUGGCACCCCCUGUUUCCUUUCCUCCACGGUCCAACUUUCCUCAAGGACAUGGAGUCCAUAUACGCUCGCGAGGCACGAUCGUCCGCCGCCAUGAAAGAAAACCCAGGAACUGUCGAGCUUUCCAAACUGGUGACUUUUCAAUUGAUCAUCAAUGUAGCAUCUCUCGAUCGAACCGACAUUCACCUUCCAAUGGACUCGCGCAUCAAAACCACGGUGGAUGUCAGCCGGGUCGCCGCGUGUCUGGCGCUGUCGCACGAUCUAUCUACUAUCCAAGCAAUCCUUGCGGCGGAGCUCUAUCUUUGUGCGACGCUGGCUAUUCGACAAGCCAGUAGCGUCGCUGGUAUUAUGAUCAAACUGAUUUACCAUGCCGGUCUUCAUCGGUGUCCACUUCGCUACGCCCAGCUGUCUUCGGAAGAAUGCGAGAUUCGAAAGCGGAUUUUCUGGUCGGCUUAUGCUCUAGACCGUCACUGCAAUUUGAGUCUGGGCGAUCCGAACAUCAUCCAGGACGAUGACAUUGACGUCUGCCUGUACGGGCCAGAGCUGCACAAAGCCGUUCCCACCCGCGACAUGAUCACCAACCCGAACUGGGGAAUGCAUAUGCCUCCGCCGCCUGUCCCUUCAGAGGAUCCUCGACCUGCUGAGGCCGACGACAACGGACCGGAGGCGCGGGACAAGCGGCUGAGAGAAGCCGUAUUGGCAGCCUAUGUGCAAUGGGCCAAACUGACCGGUCAAAUCAUCGAAAUCUUCCACAAGAGCAUCAAUCACCGCUUCCCAAAGCACCAACAGAUCCUCCGGCUUACCAAUGACAUUGAGACCUGGUGGAACAAUCUGCCAGGAUUUUUGACUGGGGAGAGUGACAUUGCCGAUUUCCACCGUAAUGUUCAUGACUCGGCUGCAGGAGAGAUCCAGUCCGGCAAUGGCACCUCCAACAGCCCGCCAAUCGACACCGCAGUUCCGCCGCCUCCUCAACAAAACCUGGCCAGCUUCUUCAAGAUCCUCUAUCAUCGACUCCUGCUUUUGGUCAAUCGUCCACGCCUGUCGCUGGACCAGUCGACCCCGGAGUUCCAGCACGGACUACAGCUCUGCAUUCGAGCGUCCCGAGGGAUCGUCACCGGCUUAAAGGCCCACAGGGCGGCUGGUCAGUCAAUGUUUCUACCAGGUCUGCUGUCGGCAGUAUGGAUGUCGGGCCUCAUAAUAGCAUUUGCAUGCCAGCUAGGCAAGUACGCCAAGACUCGGGCUCUGAACGACAUGAAGUCGUGUCUCUCGUUGCUCGAGAGCAUGAACAUUCGAUGGUAUACCGUCCAAAAUUGUCAUAAGGUUUUGGGCUUGUUGCUGGCCAACAUUCAAUCAAGAAAAGCCAACAGCAGUGGCUUCCUAACAGUUCCCAAACCAGAGCAGCAGUCUCAGUCUCAGGCGCCGCAGGGCGGCACGACUAAUGAUUUUGACCAGCAGCAGCCCUCCAGAAAACGACGACGCACCACAGGGGGUGUGGAGGAUGUGAAUACUACUAGUCCUCGCAAAAGUUCUUUUUCUGGUUCGCCAAACCAACAUCAUCUGGGUGGCACAAUACCGCCACCAUCAUCAUCGUCAACGGCAGCCGGAGGAGCAGCAGCAGCAGCAGCCGCCGCAACAACUCUUUCUGCCGCCGCACCAACAUCGUCGUCUCAAGCCAGCAAACCCCCAACUCGCACCCGAUCCUCUAUGCUCUCACCGGCCGGAAUGCCGUCCUGGGUUUCUUUAUCUAGCAGCUAUGACCCGACACCUCCCCACCACCCGAAUUUCAUUCAUAGUAAUAAUACCAGUCGAAACAAUUCCGGGCCCGGCGGCGCGGCAGCAGCAAGCGAAUUUUCGCCAUCCACUUUCGACUUCUACGCCGACACUUCCGCCUGGGACCGUGGCCAGCAGUCUUCCGCCGCCAAUAAUGCCACGCAACUACACUUUGGCGCCCCUGCGCUCGGUAGUGCCGUGUAUGCGACGCCGCAGGAUCUGGCGUUUGCCCAAUCGACCAUGAAUAUGAAUAUGAAUAUGGCUCUUCCGGGAUUUUUGUCGAGUGGCCAGCAUAGCAAUAACAACAAUAUGAAUGCGACGUCUGGUAGUGGGAAUGGGAACAGUAACAACCAUAACAACAACGCUGGUGAUGGCACCGGUACUGGCAGUGGUAACAACAACGACUUGCAGGAUCAAUAUUCCGACCCGAUGUUCUGGGGAAAUAUGGAUUAUAAUGUCGCGGAUAUCUUUGGCUCGGCUACCUGGGAGAAUAUGACGGGCCCGUUUGCGCCGGGUGGUGCGGGUGUCAAUGGCGGAGGGUGGGAGUUUUAA